Dendrobium catenatum is the source of this 4113-nucleotide messenger RNA. Its product is annotated as ABC transporter D family member 1. The record is from RefSeq and is a predicted model, not a curated record. The transcript has 22 exons. Gene Ontology annotation, molecular function: ATP binding; ABC-type transporter activity; long-chain fatty acid transmembrane transporter activity. The annotation marks the transcript as partial. Gene Ontology annotation, cellular component: peroxisomal membrane. Lineage: Eukaryota; Viridiplantae; Streptophyta; Magnoliopsida; Asparagales; Orchidaceae. Gene Ontology annotation, biological process: peroxisome organization; long-chain fatty acid import into peroxisome; fatty acid beta-oxidation.
CCCUUUUUUAAUUCUUCAUAUUUUUAUUUGUAUUUCAUUAAAGCUGAACACAUCCCUUUAAUCCAGAAUAUGGUGUACUAUAAGAUAUCUCAUGUUGAUCACCGGGUUUCUAAUCCGGAGCAAUGUAUUGCAAGUGAUUUGCCAAGAUUCUGUUCAGAAUUGAGUGAUGUUGUACAAGAAGAUCUCACUGCAGUGAUGGAUGGUCUGCUGUACACCUGGCGUCUUUGUUCUUAUGCUAGUCCAAAAUACGUUCUCUGGAUUCUGGCAUAUGUGAUAGGUGCCGGAUCUGUUAUCAGAAAUUUCUCUCCUGCCUUUGGAAAAUUGAUGUCCAAGGAGCAAGAGUUAGAAGGAGAUUAUCGGCAGCUUCAUUCAAGGUUGAGGACGCAUGCUGAAAGCAUAGCUUUUUAUGGCGGUGAAAAGAGAGAAGCAUCUCACAUAAAGAAAAAGUUCAAGACUCUUGUGCGGCAUCUCAACCUUGUUCUCCAUGACAAUUGGUGGUUUGGGAUGAUUCAGGACUUUCUUCUGAAAUACCUUGGUGCCACUGUUGGAGUCAUCUUGAUUAUUGAACCCUUCUUUGCUGGUAAUCUUAUGCCGGAUUCUUCUACACUUGGUAAAGCAGAAAUGUUGAGCAAUCUCCGCUAUCACACAAGUGUGAUAAUAUCUCUCUUUCAAUCUUUGGGCACGCUAUCUAUUAGCGCCAGAAGAUUAAAUCGUCUCAGUGGGUAUGCUGACCGUAUUCAUGAGCUAAUGGUUGUAUCAAGAGAACUAGCUACCGCGCGGGAUGCAUCAUCAAUGCGAAAUAAUGCAAGCACAAAUUGUUUUAGUGAAGCAGAUUAUAUUGAAUUCUCGGGUGUCAAGGUUGUAACUCCUCCUGGAAAUGUGUUGGUGGAUGACCUUACGCUCAGGGUUGAUUCAGGAUCUAAUCUUUUGAUCACUGGUCCAAAUGGUAGUGGGAAGAGUUCGCUUUUCCGGGUUCUUGGAGGGCUCUGGCCAUUGGUAUCUGGCCGAAUAUUUAAACCUGGAGUUGGUUCUGAUCUUAACAAGGAGAUCUUUUAUGUCCCACAACGGCCAUAUACAGCUUUUGGAACACUUCGUGAUCAGUUGAUAUAUCCCCUUACAGUUGAUCAGGAGAUUGAACCACUCACCUAUGAUGGAAUGGUUGAACUACUAAAAAAUGUUGAUCUGGAGUACCUGUUGGAACGUUAUCCACUGGAUAAGGAAAUAAACUGGGGUGAUGAACUUUCUCUUGGUGAACAACAGAGGCUGGGAAUGGCAAGACUGUUCUUCCACAAGCCUAAGUUCGCUAUUCUUGAUGAGUGUACAAGUGCAGUCACAACAGAUAUGGAAGAGCGUUUUUGUGCUAAGGUUCGAGCAAUGGGGACCUCAUGUAUUACUAUAUCACACCGUCCUGCUCUAGUUGCUUUUCAUGACAUAGUUUUAUCAUUGGAUGGAGAAGGAGGAUGGAGUGUUCAGUACAAGAGGGAUGAUUCAUUAGAUUUCCAUGGAAGUGGUCCCAAUUCAUUAAAGUCAUCCCAAACUGAACGAUUUAGUGAUGCGAUUGCUGUUCAAAGAGCCUUUUCUAGCUCCGGAAAGGGAAAUAGACUCCCAAGGUCUAAGGUUCAAUCUUAUUCAACAAAAGUAUUAGCAUCCUCUCCUCUUAUUGAGGAUAAAGCUCAAUUACCCAUUGUUCCUCAAUUGCGAAGUACUCCAAGAGCUUUACCUCUAAGAGUAGCCUCAAUGCUUAAAGUCUUGGUGCCAACGUUGCUUGAUAAACAAGGUGCACAGCUCUUUGCAGUUUCUUUACUUGUCAUCUCUAGGACAUGGAUAUCUGAUCGCAUCGCUUCUUUGAAUGGAACUAGCGUCAAGUAUGUGCUGGAACAGGAUAAGGCAGCCUUUAUCAGAUUGACUGGCAUCAGUGUUCUUCAAAGUGCUGCAUCAUCUAUAGUUGCUCCUUCUCUAAGAUACCUGACGGCCAAGCUUGCACUUGGAUGGAGAAUUCGUUUGACCAAUCAUCUGCUAGAAAAUUACUUAAGAAACAAUGCUUUUUACAAGGUAUUUCACAUGUCAGAUAAAAAUGUUGAUGCAGAUCAGCGAAUAACAAAUGAUGUGGAAAAACUGACAACUGAACUCUCUGGAUUGCUUACUGGAAUGGUAAAACCUUCUCUUGAUAUUCUUUGGUUUACUUGGCGGAUGAAGCUACUAACUGGCCGAAGAGGAGUUGCCAUACUGUAUACUUACAUGCUUUUAGGGUUGGGGUUCCUGAGAAGUGUUGCACCUGAUUUUGGUGAUCUAGCAAGCAAAGAGCAACAGCUUGAGGGAACCUUUAGAUUCAUGCACUCUAGACUUCGGGCACAUGCUGAGUCAAUUGCCUUUUUUGGUGGUGGUUCGAGAGAGAAAACUUUGGUUGAUUUGAAAUUUAGGGAAUUACUUGAUCACUCUGUGAUCCUCCUAAGGAAAAGGUGGUUAUAUGUUAUACUUGAUGACUUCGUUACAAAGCAGCUUCCUCACAAUGUUACAUGGGGAUUGAGUUUAUUAUAUGCUUUAGAGCAUAAAGGAGACCGGGCAUUGACCUCCACACAAGGGGAGCUGGCGCAUGCUCUGCGUUUUCUUGCUUCUGUAGUUUCACAGAGUUUCUUGGCAUUUGGGGAUAUUCUCGAGUUGCAUAGGAAAUUUCUUGAACUUUCUGGUGGUAUAAAUCGAAUUUUUGAGCUUGAGGAAUUGCUUGAUGCCACUCAAAGUGAUAUAUCUCUACCUGCUGUUUCUGUAUCCUUUGAAGUGAAUGUUCUUCCCAAACAAGAUAGUAUUUCCUUCUCCAACGUUGAUGUCAUUACGCCAGCGCAGAAGCUGUUGGCUGCAAAGUUAACUUGUGAUGUUGUGCAAGGGGAAAGCCUUCUUGUUACUGGGCCUAAUGGAAGUGGUAAAAGUUCCAUCUUUAGAAUACUUCGGGGUUUGUGGCCCGUUGUAAGUGGAAGACUUGUGAAACCAUCACAGAAUGUCAAUAAGGGGGUGCAACCAAAAUGUGGCCUGUUUUGUGUUCCUCAGAGGCCCUAUACUUGUUUGGGAACUUUAAGGGAUCAAAUUAUCUACCCACUUUCUCGUGAGGAUGUGGAGGAAGCGAUGCGGAGGACAGGUGACUCGUCAAACCUUUCUCAUCUUCUUGAUUCACGCUUGAAGUCCAUUCUCGAGAGUGUGCGAUUAGUUUAUCUUCUUGACAGAGAAGGUUGGGAUUCCAGCCCCAACUGGGAAGACGUUCUUUCACUCGGAGAACAGCAAAGGCUAGGCAUGGCUCGUCUAUUUUUCCAUCAUCCUAAAUUCGGCAUCCUCGAUGAGUGCACCAAUGCCACAAGUGUAGACAUCGAGGAACACCUGUACAAGCUAGCAAAGGAAAUGGGCAUAACGGUUAUCACAUCUUCUCAACGGCCUGCUUUAAUUCCAUUCCAUUCCAUGGAGUUGAGGAUGAUUGAUGGUGAGGGUAAAUGGAAAUUAUGUUCAAUCAUCAGUGAAGAUGCUUGACUUAAUACUUGGAUUUAAACAAUCCAAAUUUAUUAUACCCGAUAUUAAUCACCAGAUAAAGCAAUAAUGACAAGGCAGGUUGUACCAUCAAAUGUGGAAGCUUCGGUUCUCUGCAUAUUUGAAUGUGGCUCUCACAGGAGUUUUUUAAUUAACUAUUAUUGGAAUGCCUAAUGCUGGAAGGAGAUCUGAGUCUUGGCAUAGUAUUAUACUAUGGGAGGCUACAGAUUCGGCUGCAGCAUUCAAUUUUUCCGGUGAUUUGUAAGAAAGCAUCAGGACUCAAAAAAUCUUAAGAACUGUAUACAAAGUUAGGAAUGGUGUAUAGCUUAGUUGGUUGAUAUUUCACUGGCAUUUCUAGAUUUCACUCCAUUUAUAUCUAUAUAAGAAAUAAUUUAAUUUCUUUUAUUUUUUCUCCAAUAUUAUAUUCUAACACGUGUUGCAUGGGAAUUUCCCCAGCUGUAUCUAUAUGCUACUUGUAUUUACGAGGAUAUUGCUUAAUUUACGGUGAAGUUGUUUGAUCAAUAGUUUAGUUCAUCCAUUUCUGGAAAUUGUUUCAUGUAACUUGACAGUUCAGUGUAUUAUUUUAUUGUAUCUUUUAAGCUU